CUGGGAGCAAUGCAUCCUUUUAGACGCCAUCGCCUGCUAUCAGUGCCCUCACGACAUGAAUGACCUGAUGGACCAAGCUGGGAAAGACGUGAGGCCCACAGUAGAGUUCCUAACACUUGCUGAAGAACUUCAUUCCUACAUUCUAAGCUUCCUUCCUUGGCAAGAUAUUCUUCGUUGUACAUCUGUAUGCAAGGCCCUUCGCCAGACAUACGUAUCAUCUUCCGAGCUUCAGUACAUUGUAGAACUCGGUGGCCAACAAUUACUCCCAGUCCCCAUCGUGGACCUCGGCGACCACACUUCUGUCUCUCAGCGCCUACAACUCCUGAGGGACAAAGCCCACGCAUGGUUCCAGUUUAACCUCCACGCCUACUCUUUCCAACCAUUCUCUAUGCAAGAACAAUUUUAUGAAGUAGAGUCAUCCCUCGCCGAUGGACAUCUCUACUUAUGGUCACGGUACCACGAAACUGAAGACUUGGGAAACUGGGCCAAGAUUGUUCCAAUACUGCCAAAGCCCUCUCAGCAAACAAUCGAGCGGCAUUGGUCUCCGGGAUCGCUGUGUUCAGUUCCCAAUGCAUACGUUGUCGAUGUGUAUAUGGACCCAACACAAAACCUGAUCGCCACCGCGUAUACUGUUAAUAAUGAUACGCUCCAGGAGGGGAGAUUCUACGUUGAACUUAGAUCCCUGGAUGGAGAUGAUAUCCACCCUCAAGCUGCUGGACAGACGCUGUUUCUGUCUGUGCUUACCGCACAAGACAACCAUGACUGGUUCACGAUAACGGAGGUAGUGAAGCUCAAGGUUUUGGGGAGACAUCUCGCUCUCCAGUGUUCCCCGGUGUUCGAUGAUCCGAUCAGCACUACAUCUCGGGUUAUUUGGUGGUUGCAACUUUGGGACUGGCAACACUCGACAACGUCCAAUUGCAACCUCAGUGACACCAUGACAUAUUUCCGAGAGUCAAUCGAUUUUUGCUUUGUCGGAAACGAUAGGUUGUUGAUGGCCAGCGAUGAGUUGAAGCUCUAUUCAAUCGAGGAUAUGUCCCGAGAACCGCAAUUGCUGGCAUGCUACUUGUUACCCUUUCCAGUGGCGAGCAUGCAGUGCCACCUACCCAUCAAUGAUAUUGCGCAUGGCUCACAAAUGCAGAUGCAAGCCCAACAAACGAUGUGGACCUCAGACCCUGAACAUCGACUGUUGUGCUAUGCUACGUUCCGUCCGCGUCUCGUCUUCGUCAUCUCCACCCGUAUUUUCUUCGAUCUCGACUCGAAGCGCGUGGGUGAAAAGGCAGUGACAAUACCAUGGCAAAAUUGGGGCCCUACAAAUACUCGUGUGUUUCCGGAUUCAUGGAAACUUUGCGUCAGCGGGAAUCGAGUUCUACAGGCAUUCCCUGCAGGCUCUAGGUCCCAGUAUAGAUUGCAUAUGAUGGACUUCAGUCCGUUGGCUGUUGAGCGCCGGCAAGGUCUAGGACGAGUGGUGAGGGAGCCGUCUGAAACAGAAAUCCAUAAGCAGGGUAAGGCGUUGAUAACGUCUCUACCUUAUGUCGAGGUCGUGUCCGACAUAGUCUUCGAUGCUGUCGAAUUAAUCGGGAUGUGGGUCGAUAGGGAUAGAAUUUAUUUAGCCAAGAUGAUGGAUCCGCCUGAGGACAACCCUGGGGAUCGAAGAAUGGACCAGCUUAAAGUCAUCGAGAUGUCGAUCGUCGACCACUCGUGAUUGUGGUCUAGGCGUCCCUGAGCCUGUGUUUGACUAGGUAACCCAAAUAGAAAUAAGACGCUGGCAGUUGAAAGUACUUUCCACGGACCACGGUAUA
This is a messenger RNA of Suillus subalutaceus, 1799 nucleotides long. RefSeq lists its product as uncharacterized. Gene Ontology annotation, molecular function: protein binding. The transcript has 4 exons. The record is from RefSeq and is a predicted model, not a curated record. Bases 56 to 1702 code for a protein of 548 amino acids. NCBI's taxonomy places the organism in Eukaryota, Fungi, Basidiomycota, Agaricomycetes, Boletales, Suillaceae.